This is a messenger RNA of Passer domesticus (house sparrow), 1712 nucleotides long. RefSeq names its product phospholipase D family member 6 (gene PLD6). Gene Ontology annotation, biological process: piRNA processing. Gene Ontology annotation, molecular function: RNA endonuclease activity producing 5'-phosphomonoesters, hydrolytic mechanism. Gene Ontology annotation, cellular component: mitochondrion. The transcript is spliced from 2 exons. The record is from RefSeq and is a predicted model, not a curated record. Lineage: Eukaryota; Metazoa; Chordata; Aves; Passeriformes; Passeridae. Bases 25 to 663 code for a protein of 212 amino acids.
GGCCGGGCCGGGCCGGGCCGGGCCAUGAGGGCGGCGCGGGGCGCGGCGCUGGCGGCGGCGGCGGUGACGGCGGUGGCGCUGGCCGUGGCGGCCUGGCGGCGGGCCCGGCCCGUGCGGGAGGUGCUGUUCUUCCCCUCGCGGCCCUGCUGCAUCGAGGCGCUGCUGGCCGAGGCGGCCGAGCCGGGAGCGCCCGCCCGGCCCUGCCCGUGCCCGCUGCCGAGCGGCGACACCGCCCUGAGCCGCCUGGUGCGCCGCCUCCUCUCCGCCCGCCGCUCGCUCGACCUCUGCCUGUUCUCCUUCUCCUGCCCGCAGCUCGCCCGAGCCGUGCAGCUCCUGCACCGCCGCGGGGUCCGCGUCCGCCUGGUGACGGACGCGCAGUACAUGGGGCUGCACGGCUCCCAGAUCGGCCGCCUGCGCCACGCGGGGAUCCAGGUGCGCCACGACCAGCACAGCGGGUACAUGCACCACAAGUUCGCCAUCGUGGACCGCAGGAUGCUCAUCACGGGCUCCCUCAACUGGACCACCCAGGCCAUCCAGAGCAACCGGGAGAACGUGCUGGUGGUGGAGGACGCCGAGUACGUGAAGGCUUUCCAGGAGGAGUUUGAAAGGAUUUGGGAAGAGUACAAUCCUGCCAAUUACAGGUUUUUUUCCGAAAGGCAGUAAAUGGUUGAGCUGCCUCACAGGGCUGGUGGAGCAUGGCAACACCCGCAGAUUUUAUUAUUGUGUAUAGACAUCAUUGUUUUGUCCGUCUGGGUGUAACUUUGGUAAACGUCUCCAGAGAAGUGUUCUCUGCCCUAAAAUGCCACAGAUCCCUUGCUGUGGGUCAUUCCCGUGCUGGAGGGAAUGACACAGCUGUUUGCUUGUGCGGGUGGCAGUGCCAGAGCUGCAUCCACAGGCAUUAACCUUUGGGCAGGCUCGUUUCUGUGCCCUGGUGCAGAGCAGGUGUGUUCAUACAGUGCUGAGCGAGUGUUUCAGUGGUAAAAGGAACAUUUCCAGCUCGGGAUAUGGAAUGGAAUUGUAGCCAGUUCCAAAUGGAAUUGUAGCCCAAGAGCUCCUCUACACGGGUAAAGAAAGGAGAGAUAAGAGGGCUACAGCAGAGUUAAGAGUUCCUGUAGAUUAAGUGCCUCGGUUACAUUUCUUGUUGGCAUUAAUUGUUGAAAGUUGGUAAAAGGAAAUUCGUGGGAAAUAGCAACAAUUUUUAAGUUUGGAUUGUGUACAUGUUUCUUUUGGUUAGAGGUUAGCAGAGCUCCGGUGUAAAAGCGUGAGCACGGAUGGUAAAGACAGCUUCUCUUCCAGCAAGGAACUGUAGGGAGGUCUGGAAGGAAAUGGGAGAAAUGGUUCUUUGGGAUCAGGGUUUAUCUGGACUGCAGACACGCUGGAGUUGGGUCACCCACUUCAGGUGGGCUCUGGAAACCCUGGUUCUUUCAGGUGUUGGGACACCGUGUCAUGGUCUGCCCUCACUGGCAGCACCACGGGGACAGCGAGGGGAGGGAGGUGACAUCUCUGUCCCCACAGCUCAGGGUGGAACAAAGAUGAUGUAAACAUGAGAAUUUCAAACUCAAAAUAGUGUCUAUGUAAGAAUUGUUUUAUACUGAAUAGCAAGUGCCUUAAUAUCUCUCAAAACGAAAAGAGUUUUUUAUAUUCUGUUACCAUUUUUGUUACCAGUAGUGCUGUGAUUGGCACUGUUAAAUAAACCAUUUUCACAGAAAACA